GUCCUUGAUUGCGCCUGUGCGAAAUCAAACGUUGCUGACGUGUAGAGGUCGCACGGAUUGAGCUUUUUCUCUGAUUUCAAAGCCGAAUUGUUUGAAGUGAAGGAGCUGAUGCGUGAAGAUGAGUGUUGAAGUGGAAAGGAAAUUUUCAUGCAGUGCCGACACCCUGAAAAAACUGGAGGAGAUCGGGGCAGUUUGCGUUGGCCAACAGCAGAUUCACGACCAGUAUUUCGAUACUCCUGAGUUUCACCUGACUUUGAGGGACAUGUGGCUGCGUAAACGUAAAGGAUGCUGGGAGCUCAAGUGCCCGACAGCGGAAGCACAGAGCGGGAAGCAGGGUGAAGCAGCAGCAUCGCUGUGCACCCGUUACAAGGAGAUAACCAGCCUGCCUGAAAUUCACCUGAGAGUCAAAGAGGUCAUAAAACAGGACAGAGAGUCAGAGGCGGGCUUCUCACAGGAAGAUGAGUCGUGGCUGAGCAAACUGGACCUGGUGUGCUUUGCAGAGUUUACAACAGCACGGCGCUCGUUUACUUUAAAGGAGGAGGGCGUGCAGAUCGAUCUGGACCAGGCUGACUUUGGCUAUCAUGUGGGGGAGAUAGAAGUCCUCAUAUCAGAGGGAGGAGAUGAGCAGGCUGCACUGGAGAAGAUCAGAAAAACGGCGGAAAAGCUGGGGCUUACUGGAGAUCAGCGAGUUAAAGGAAAAAUGGAUGUUUACCUCAAAAGAAAUCACCCUGAGCACUAUGCAAAACUGCUUAGUGAACACAUCCUGUAAGAGAUCAUACUGCAUCUGUACAAAUAUGGGAACAAAAAAGGUCUUAUUUACUAUAAAAGGUAAUAUUCUUUAAUAAAGUAUAGAUUUAUAAACUCAAUAAACUCUAAACUGUAAAACCUA
Molecule: messenger RNA, 889 nt
Organism: Neolamprologus brichardi
Lineage: Eukaryota; Metazoa; Chordata; Actinopteri; Cichliformes; Cichlidae
Gene: thtpa
Product: thiamine triphosphatase
Biological process (GO): dephosphorylation; thiamine diphosphate metabolic process; thiamine metabolic process
Molecular function (GO): magnesium ion binding; thiamine triphosphate phosphatase activity
Source: RefSeq, a predicted model, not a curated record